Molecule: messenger RNA, 453 nt
Organism: Pestalotiopsis fici W106-1
Lineage: Eukaryota; Fungi; Ascomycota; Sordariomycetes; Amphisphaeriales; Sporocadaceae
Exons: 1
Coding region: 1-453 (150 amino acids)
Source: RefSeq, a predicted model, not a curated record
AUGGCGGCGGUAAUGGCUGGAGUUGAGGCCAUAGCCAUUCUCUCCGACACGACAUCAAGCUUGCUCAAGUCCACCAGUAGGCGCAGAGGCUGUGGCCGUCUGCCUUCUUCCAGUGCAUCUGAGCUAGUCUCUGUAAAUGGUUCUUUCACGACUUUUGUAAUCACCCUACCGGAAUCUUCGCCGACCACUGCCACGACUAUUCCCGAAACGACGGCAGAGACUACUACUUCAACCUCACUUUAUACUGCUGGUACAACCGCUUCAUCGACCGAGUCGAGCGCCGAGGUAUCUUCAACGUUCUUUGCUAUUAUGUCUUCGACUGAUUCCACUACUAUCGAACCCACUUUGGCAUUCUCUCCUACUCUCAUUGGGACUGAAUCCACCAUUGGAGCUUCUACCACGGCGGUCUCUACUUUCUCUGUCACGGAACCCGCACUGAGACUUCUACAGUAG